Raphanus sativus (radish) is the source of this 1828-nucleotide messenger RNA. RefSeq lists its product as uncharacterized. Gene Ontology annotation, molecular function: zinc ion binding; nucleic acid binding. The record is from RefSeq and is a predicted model, not a curated record. Bases 17 to 1828 code for a protein of 603 amino acids. Lineage: Eukaryota; Viridiplantae; Streptophyta; Magnoliopsida; Brassicales; Brassicaceae. The transcript has a single exon.
CCACAAUUACGAUCGCAUGAUUUAUAACAAACUUCAAAAUCUUCGCCAAGGUAGUCGCACCGUCGACGAGUACGCAGAAGAAUUCUCUCUGUUACUAACACGUACAGAGAUUCACGACAGCCAAAUUCAGUUAGUUGCUCGUUUUAUUGGUGGUCUCCGACAACAACUGCAAAACGCGAUGGCCCAGUUUGAUCCUACCUCCAUAAGCGAAGCACACCGGCGAGCAGCAACCUUCGAACAACAAGCUAAGUCGUCAAACUGGAACUAUACCUCGUCCCGAGCAAAACCUCCGGAAACGGCAACUAGUACGGCUUCUACUUCAGCCAAAGAAACGAACGAAACCGGACAGAACCGCCCACCGGCUACAGAAGAACAAACCUUGCGCAGGUCCACUCGUCAAACGGCUAUCCGUUGUUAUUCUUGUGGAGAACCAGGACACCGAAUAUCGGCUUGUCCACACACUUCCCGUCAGGGUCUCGUCAUCGAUGAUGCCUCUGGUGAUCACGAGGUGUACGAUUCCCAAGAAGAGGAGACAGACGAUGAUGACGAUAUGGUUCACAAAACCAGCGGAGAUACAGGUCACAUGCUUGUAUUACGACGUUCUUGCUUCACUCCUCGUCGUCAAGAUGAGCAUUGGCUUCGAACCAAUAUCAUCCGUUCUACUUGCACUAUUAAUGGCCGCGUUUGUACUUUCGUCAUUGAUUCGGGUAGUUGUCGGAAUGUCAUCUCCAAUGACGCUGUCACUAAACUUGGUCUCACCCGUGAAAAGCAUCCUUCGCCUUACACUCUCGGAUGGCUUAAUGACAGUGCUACGGUUCGUAUAUCCGAACGGGCCCUUGUCUCUUUCUCCAUUGGACCUUACUAUAAAGAUCGUAUGUAUUGCGACGUGGCUCCAAUGGACAUCAGCCACUUAUUAUUGGGAAGGCCAUGGGAGUUCGACCGUAAGGUGAUGCAUAAUGGAGCCGACAAUACUUAUCAAUUCAUGUGGAACACGCAUACAAUUGUGCUUCUUCCGUCUAAAGAAACGGUGACUCCUUUAGCACCUGUUCCCACGACUCUUACUCUGCCGAGUACCACCAAGACAUCAUUGAUUUGCUCCUAUAAGUCAUUCCAGACCGAGUUCAAAGCAGCAGGUGUGGCGUUUGCUUUGUUUCUAUCAGCCAUCUCUGCGCCCGUCACGGGACAGAUACCUCUCGACAUUGAGCACGUUCUGAAUGAGUUCCAAGAUGUAUUUCCGGCCGACUUGCCAACAUCUCUACCACCAUUGCGUGAUAUUCAACACCAUAUCGACCUUGUUCCAGACGCAACACUUCCCAACCGGCCUCAUUACAGAAUGAGUCCCGACGAACACGACGAACUUCGCCGCCAAGUCGAAGAUCUACUCCGUAAAGGUCACAUACGUGAAAGUCUCUCUCUGUGUGCCGUUCCAGCUCUCCUAAUUCCAAAAAAGGAUGGCACUUGGCGUAUGUGUGUGGAUAGUCAGGCAAUUAAUAAAAUCACCGUGCGAUACCGUUUUCCAAUUCCCCGACUAGACGAUUUACUCGAUCAAAUUGGUUUAGCCAUGAUAUUUUCGAAAAUUGAUCUAAAGAGUGGAUAUCAUCAAAUACGGAUCCGUCCGGGGGAUGAAUGGAAGACAGCUUUCAAAACCCGUGAAGGAUUGUUCGAAUGGCUUGUCAUGCCUUUUGGUCUCUCAAAUGCACCGAGCACUUUUAUGCGCAUUAUGAAUCAAGCUCUUCGUCCCUUUAUUGGCAAGUUCGCAGUGGUAUAUUUUGAUGACAUCUUAAUUUUCAGUGCUUCGCCGACCGAGCAUGUCGCCCAUAUACGAUAG